GCAUAGAGUAACUUGUAUAUACUAACUAAACUAAGGAUGUCGGUCUCGCUGGAGAGCGCAGAUUGUGUGCAGGUGAAGGCUGAGCCGUCAUGGGACUUCACGAAGCCUGAACUGGCUGGGCGCCUUGACAAUGUCGUGAAAAAGGAGACCAGUGUGGAUGAUGAAACGACCUGGGGCCUAUACGAUAACCAAAAGGUUAAGGAAGAACUUAAGAACGAACAGGUCGGGGUCAUUGACCAGGAAUUAAAAUCAGAAGAACUUUUGCUGGGUCCCGAGGUGUUCCAGCAGCCCAAAGUGACUUUAGUGUGCCGAGGGAGCCGGUUCAAGCCAAGUCAGAGGUGCUCAGUCAGAUUGGAGCAGAUGCAUUUGGACAUGGAUCACCAAACAUGCACCAUCGGUCAAAACAUGUACAAGUUCCAACAGUAUUUCCCGAGUUAUGACAACGGCACAGAUGAAGAAAAUAAAUCAAGUAUUAAUAAACGUGAAAGACAAACUCAGCAUGUCACCGACACUGAGCAACCAGGCAUUAAAUCAUCAAGGAACAAAUUACAAAAAACGCUUGUAGGAGAGAAACUAUACAAAUGUGAACUCUUGAUAAUAAUUAAAGCGAGAAAGACUGAUUAA
Messenger RNA from Cydia amplana, 624 nucleotides. RefSeq lists its product as uncharacterized. The coding region runs from base 37 to 624 and encodes 195 amino acids. Lineage: Eukaryota; Metazoa; Arthropoda; Insecta; Lepidoptera; Tortricidae. The transcript has 4 exons. The record is from RefSeq and is a predicted model, not a curated record.